ACCACCCAAAGCCUUUUUAUCUCUUUCACCCCAUAAAUCGCUCUCUACAAAUCGAACAAAUUUUUUUUUUAAAAUUUUGUUUUAUGUAAAUUCCUUAGCUCAAUCGAUAAUUCAGAGUACCCCGUCGAUCUGUUUUUUUUUUUUUUUUUGAGAAUUUUUGAGGUAUUUAAGAGGAAUUGGUGGGGAAUUUCUCUUGGGAUGAAGGUGCAAUUUCUUUGUAUUUGAUCUGAAAAUGGGGGAAAUCGGGAUUUUAUUGCAGAUUUGAGAAGUUUGGAUUUGUGAUUGCUUCAAAACUCCUCCUUUUAGAGGUGUAUAAAUGCCCCAAUUAUGUGUAUUUUAAUAGGGUUUGCUAUAGAAAGUAAUUAUUAGAACUAGGGUUCGUUAAUGCUACAUUUAUUAUGGUUUUGAGCUUUUGAGCUGAUUUAUGAAGAAUUGGAAGCAGGUGAUCUGAAUAUUUUGGCUCACAUUUGUGUAAUUUGGUGGCUAUUUGAAGAAUUCUGAGUUGGGUUCUUUCCAAAGGUUCAGGGAUUUGGUAUUUUAGCUUUUAAAGAUUUGAACCAGAGCAAAAGUUUGGAACUUGUAGGAAUUUUGGGUCUUUUUUGCUCCUUUUUAGCUUCUGAUUCAUUAAAAAGAGGUUUUUUUGGCUUUAGAAAGAGCACGGUUUGUGAUCUUAGCUGGUGAGACUUGUGGGUGUGGGAAAUAAAGUGUGUGGAAUGAAGACGACGGCUUCUCCGAUAAGCCUUUCGGGUCUUAUGGCCGUUCCUCGAUGCUUUUCCUCCAAUUUUCGCUCUGUCGGAGGAUUGGUUUUAUGCCUCAUGUUAGUUUCUUUGGCCCUGGUUUCGUCAUCUCUUUUUCAUUCAUCAUACAAGGAUUAUCUCCUCAGGCCCGACAAUUGGAGCAAGUUCAAUUUGCUUUCCAGGAAUCAGAGUGGUGUUAUAGAAAUGACCCAUGAUGAUAAGAUUGUUAUUAAUGUUUCUUUAGCUGAUACACUAUCGAAAUCCGAUGGGAAAGCCGAAACGAUUAUUCCUAACGGCACUUUUGUUCCCGAUGCUCUAGUUGGCGAAUCCUCUAUAAAGGGUUCGGUAGAUGAUCCUAAGAUUGGUUUAGUACGUGAUAAGUCAUCUUUGUCCGAUGCCAAUUUAGUCUCAGAUGCAUCUGCUGACUCUAAGAGAGCCGAUCGAAGGAGUUGCGAUCUGUACCAUGGGAAAUGGGUUUACGAUCCUGCCGGGCCCCUAUACACGAGCAAUACAUGCCCGAUCAUAACGCAGACGCAGAAUUGCCAGGUGAACGGUAGACCAGACAAGGAGUAUGUGAACUACAGGUGGAAUCCUGACGGAUGCGACCUCCCACGUUUUGAUGCGAAGAAAUUCUUGGAGCUGAUGAGGCACAAGACUCUGGCAUUUGUCGGGGAUUCUGUCGCCAGGAAUCAGAUGGAAUCUCUUGUUUGCAUUCUGUGGCAGGUAGAGGCUCCGAAGAACCGUGGCAAUCGUCGGAUGCAGAGGUGGUACUUCCCCUCGACCUCAACAUCGAUCGCUCGCGUUUGGUCCUCGUGGCUCGUGAACCGAACCAACGCUCCCUUGGUAUCAGCCCGCAAUGGGAUAGACCAGGUCCAGCUCGACAUCCCUGACAAGGUCUUCAUGGACUUGCUUCCGAGAUUCGACGUCCUCGUCCUCUCUUCCGGCCAUUGGUUUGCCAAACGGUCGGCUUAUCUCUUGAAUGGCACGAUCGUCGGGGGCCAGCUCUGGUGGCCCAAAGAAUUCGGCACGAUGCCAGUUAAUAACGUCGAGGCAUUCGGUAUAUCAGUUGAGACGAGCCUCUCUGCAAUCGCCAACAACCCUAAUUUUACCGGCCUCGUAAUCAUCCGGUCAUACUCACCGGACCACUACGAAGGUGGGGCAUGGAACACUGGCGGGUCAUGCACGGGGAAGACUCGGCCUGUUACUGAGCUGGUACAGAAUGGAUUUACCAACAUAAUGUAUGAGAAGCAAGUCACAGGUUUCCAACGGGCGGCGGCGAAGGCGAGAGGUGGAGCUAAAUUGAGGUUCAUGGACAUUACGGAGCCUUUUGCGUAUCGUCCCGACGGGCACCCGGGCCCGUACAGGAACACAGAUCCGAAAAAGGUGACGACGAGGGGAACCAAUGGAGAGCCCCCGCCGCAGGAUUGCCUGCAUUGGUGCAUGCCGGGGGCGAUCGACACCUGGAAUGAGUUUUUGCUGGAGAUCAUCCGAAGAGAAUACGAGGGAGCCGGAAACUGACCUUCGGUUCGCUGAUAAAUUUCAAUCUCUCUAACUUCUUGUACUACAUACAGGGCGGCGUCUGCUCGUUCUUCGCCAUCUUAUAUAGGAGAAAAAUCUUUCACUAGAUACUAAAUUCGCGAGACUUUAUUUCUAUUCUUUUUAGACGACUUGUAACCGGCGCCUUUUCUUGUAAAAUUUCUGAGGUAUAUAGUUCAGUAAAGAAUACCCCUCUUUUUAUCGGCUGCGCCUAUAA
This is a messenger RNA of Ananas comosus (pineapple), 2490 nucleotides long. Its product is annotated as protein YLS7-like. NCBI's taxonomy places the organism in Eukaryota, Viridiplantae, Streptophyta, Magnoliopsida, Poales, Bromeliaceae. The record is from RefSeq and is a predicted model, not a curated record. Gene Ontology annotation, molecular function: O-acetyltransferase activity. Gene Ontology annotation, cellular component: Golgi apparatus. The coding region runs from base 714 to 2255 and encodes 513 amino acids. The transcript has 4 exons.